This is a messenger RNA of Schizophyllum commune H4-8, 1259 nucleotides long. RefSeq lists its product as uncharacterized. Gene Ontology annotation, molecular function: actin binding. The record is from RefSeq and is a predicted model, not a curated record. The transcript has 3 exons. Bases 20 to 1129 code for a protein of 369 amino acids. Lineage: Eukaryota; Fungi; Basidiomycota; Agaricomycetes; Agaricales; Schizophyllaceae.
AUACCUCUUGUCCGCAACCAUGGCGUCCUCAGAGCUGCUGCAGCAGAUCCAGGCUGGGAAGAAGCUCAAGAAGGCUCAAACAAAUGACAGGAGCGCGCCAGCUAUCGACACCGCGAAGGGCGGCGGAGGAGGUGGUGGUGUGAGCAGGGCCCCGGCACCAUCGAUGGGUGGCGGAGGUGGAGGAGGAGGCAUGGGCGGAGGCCCGCCGCAAUUGGGAGGUCUCUUUGCGGGUGGGAUGCCCAAGCUGAAGCCCGCAGGCUCAGGUAAUCUGGGUAAACCUCCGACGCUAGGUAAACCACCUGCUAUACCAAAUCGUGGGGGCUCGCCGGGCGCGCCAUCAGCACCAGCGCCUCCUGCGCCCCCUGCACGUGCAGUCCCGACUCCAAAGCCGCCAGCUGCGCCACCAGCCAGACCUGCGCCUUCACUCCCAGGACGGUCUGCACCUGCUCCGCCGUCAGCGCCAGCCCCUCCCAAGCGUGCCCCUCCUCCCGUAAUCCGUACAUCCUCGCCGGGAGGGGCACCCACACCUCCAGCGCGUUCUGCGCCGCCACUGCCGAAUCGCAGCGAAUCGCCUGCCAGAUCAGGCUCUCCUGCAGGGCGACCUCCCCCAGCGAUACCUUCGCGUCCGGCGCCUGGCUUGCCUGGCAGGGCACCCCCAGCCCUUCCUGGACGCGCUGCUCCCCCUCCCCCUCCGCGCCCUUCGAGCGUUGCUGGGAGCGGCUCACCUGGACGUGCUGUGCCGCCACCGCCUGCCCGGAGACCGCCUCCUGCUGCGAACCUCGCGCCUGAGCCGCCUGCGCGUGUGCGAGCUCUGUCGGAAAGUGCGCCGCCUACGGUCGCUCACACGCCCUCACCGUCUCCUCCACCGCGUCCAUCCUCAGGGCUGGCACCUCCACCUCCUAGACAGCGCACGGUCUCUUCCGGAGCGACCCCGUCCCUCAACGGCGUCAAUGGGGUCUCGUCGCGACCGCCGCCACCAAGGCGCAAAAUACCCGAUCCACCCGCCAAUGCCGGACCACACAAGUUUCCUGUAAGCGACUUUCCUCCUCCGCGUGAAUUUACGCCGAGCGUAAAGAAAUACAGUAGUGGACGUGAGCAGGGAUGCGACUUUGACCUUGACAGUCUAUGAAGGAGCUCGGGGACGGACUCUACUUACAAAGCCAGGGGGCGGGCGCGCUCGGCGUAUCGUGCGGAGGACUAUCGUUGAUUACUCUAGGUUACGAAGAUAAUAGAGCUGUUGGACCGAGCUUAGUCUGGAG